AUGGACAAUGGAAUGUUCUCUAGCCUUAUCAUGAUCAAAAACCUCCUUCUCUUUUGUAUUUCCAUGAAUUUAGCCAGUCACUUUGGCUUUUCACAAAUGCCAACUAGUUCAGUGAAAGAUGAGACCAAUGACAACAUCACCAUAUUUACCAGGAUCUUGGACGGGCUCUUGGACGGCUAUGACAACAGACUGCGGCCGGGGCUGGGAGAGCGAAUCACUCAGGUGAGGACGGACAUCUAUGUCACCAGCUUCGGCCCAGUGUCCGACACGGAAAUGGAAUAUACCAUAGAUGUAUUUUUCCGACAAAGCUGGAAAGAUGAAAGGCUUCGGUUUAAAGGGCCCAUGCAGCGCCUCCCUCUCAACAACCUUCUUGCCAGCAAAAUCUGGACCCCAGACACGUUCUUCCACAACGGGAAGAAGUCCAUCGCCCACAACAUGACUACGCCCAACAAGCUACUGCGGCUGGAAGACGAUGGCACGCUGCUCUACACCAUGCGCUUGACUAUCUCUGCCGAGUGCCCAAUGCAACUUGAGGACUUCCCGAUGGAUGCCCAUGCUUGCCCUCUGAAAUUUGGCAGCUAUGCGUACCCUAAUUCUGAAGUCGUCUAUGUUUGGACCAAUGGUACCACCAAGUCAGUGGUGGUGGCAGAAGACGGCUCCAGGCUGAACCAGUAUCACCUGAUAGGGCAGACAGUGGGCACCGAGAACAUCAGUACCAGCACAGGUGAAUAUACAAUCAUGACGGCUCAUUUCCAUCUAAAGAGGAAGAUCGGGUACUUCGUCAUCCAGACCUACCUUCCCUGCAUCAUGACUGUGAUCUUGUCUCAGGUGUCCUUUUGGCUGAACCGAGAAUCCGUCCCAGCCAGGACAGUGUUUGGGGUGACCACAGUGCUGACCAUGACGACCCUCAGCAUCAGUGCCCGGAACUCUCUGCCCAAAGUGGCUUAUGCGACAGCCAUGGACUGGUUCAUAGCCGUGUGCUACGCUUUUGUGUUCUCUGCGCUGAUCGAGUUUGCCACAGUCAACUAUUUCACAAAGAGAGGUUGGGCCUGGGAUGGCAAAAAAGCCUCGGAAGCAGCUAAGGUCAAGAAAAAGGAGCGAGAACUCAUACUAAAUAAGUCAACAAAUGCUUAUACUACUGGGAAGAUGACCCACGCCCCCAACAUCCCAAAAGAACAGACCCCGGCAGGGACUUUGAAUGCAUCUUCAGUCUCAGUAAAACCUUCUGAAGAGAAGACUUCUGAAAACAAAAAGACUUACAACAGCAUCAGCAAGAUCGACAAAAUGUCCCGAAUUGUAUUCCCAGUCUUGUUUGGCACCUUCAACUUAGUUUACUGGGCAACAUAUUUGAAUAGGGAGCCGGUAAUUAAAGGGGCUGCCUCUCCAAAAUAG
Messenger RNA from Equus quagga, 1392 nucleotides. It is a transcript of the gene GABRA5, whose product is annotated as gamma-aminobutyric acid type A receptor subunit alpha5. The transcript is spliced from 9 exons. NCBI's taxonomy places the organism in Eukaryota, Metazoa, Chordata, Mammalia, Perissodactyla, Equidae. Gene Ontology annotation, cellular component: GABA-A receptor complex; postsynapse; neuron projection. Gene Ontology annotation, biological process: nervous system process; signal transduction; regulation of postsynaptic membrane potential. Gene Ontology annotation, molecular function: GABA-gated chloride ion channel activity; transmitter-gated monoatomic ion channel activity involved in regulation of postsynaptic membrane potential; benzodiazepine receptor activity. The coding region runs from base 1 to 1392 and encodes 463 amino acids. The record is from RefSeq and is a predicted model, not a curated record.